Messenger RNA from Carcharodon carcharias (great white shark), 696 nucleotides. Its product is annotated as EEF1A lysine methyltransferase 3-like. NCBI's taxonomy places the organism in Eukaryota, Metazoa, Chordata, Chondrichthyes, Lamniformes, Lamnidae. The coding region runs from base 1 to 696 and encodes 231 amino acids. Gene Ontology annotation, cellular component: cytosol; cytoplasm. Gene Ontology annotation, molecular function: protein-lysine N-methyltransferase activity. The transcript is spliced from 3 exons. The record is from RefSeq and is a predicted model, not a curated record. Gene Ontology annotation, biological process: peptidyl-lysine methylation.
AUGACUACAAUCGAGGGGCUGGACCGUUCCAGCGACGAGGCCCUGGAAGGCAUUUGCAAAUCGAGUGCCAUCAUAUAUGAGAAUAAAUACGAGUUCUGCAGAUACAGUUUAAAAAUCUCUCGAUUCAUCAAUGCUAAUCUGGGGUUUUCUGCUUAUGUGUGGGAAGCAGGGGUUACCCUUUGUCGGUACUUUGAGAAGGAGAAGAUCAGUUUUACUGGGAAGAAAGUGAUUGAGCUGGGAUCAGGGACGGGAAUCGUCGGGAUUUUGGCAACCUUACUAGGUGGAGAUGUUACCAUGACAGAUAAACCGAACAUCCUGAAUCAAAUAGAAAACAACGUCUCAAUCAACAUCCCCACUGCUUGCCGACAUCGUAUAAAAGUCCGUGCCCUGACAUGGGGCAAAAACCACACUGAUUUUCCGACCGUCUAUGACUUCAUAUUAGGUUCGGAUAUUGUAUAUAGCUCAGUUGCCUACCCGGCAUUAAUAGAAACAUUGCGCUAUCUCGCCAGACAAGGGGCUACAAUUUACCUAUCGUCCGAAUUACGAAAGAGUAAUGGUUCUCCCUCUUUCCACGAGGCACUCUUACCUCAGUACUUUAACUGCCAGGUAGUUGACAGAUUAGAGGGCAAAGAUGUCAUUGUGUACAAAAUGAGCAAAAUUUGUACAACUCCUGAUGAUCUUCUUCCAAGCAAAUAA